AUGGGGCAAAGAGGUCAAGUAGGGUGUCUGUUCCUGCUUUUGAUGUUGAGUGAGUUGGUAUCUGUUGAUCUAUGUGGCUCUUCCAGUUCCAGAUCCUCUCUCAGAGACAGUGAUUUUCCAAGACCAAAUCAUGAAUCUUCUCUUAUCCGAUCUUCUUCAUGGGGCCAUGGGGUUCACUCUCAGUUGUUGCCUGUGAAGGUCCAAUGCCUGGAAAUGAAGUUGGUGGCAAAUGUUCAGAGAGAUCUCUUUGGAAAGGGAAAAUUGAUCAACCCUUCAGACUUAAGUCUCGGCCCAUCUUCCUGCCAAUAUACUGCCUUCCAUGAAGCAAAUGAUACUAUUAUCUUUGAGGCAGGGCUCCAUGAGUGUGGUAGUAUGCUUCAGGUGACCACAGACUUACUGGUUUAUCGUAUAAAUCUAUAUUAUAACCCAACUCCUGGUGGAAAUUCCAUCAUCUUAAGAAACAGUCCAGCCGUGAUUUUAAUUGAAUGUUCUUAUCCAAGGAGGAGUAAUGUAAGCAGCAAGGCUAUCCAACCGACCUGGACUCCAUUCAGUUCUAUGCUGUCCUCACAAAAAGGGUUGAAGUUCACCUUGCAAGUGAUGGCUGAUGACUGGAGCACUAAGAGGGUUUCUUCUAGCUAUCAAAUUGGAGAUGUUAUUUCCAUCCAAGCUGAUGUGAACACUGGAAGUCAUGUGGCUCUGAGACUCUUCAUUGACAGCUGUGUGGCCACUUUAAAACCAAACAAAUAUUCAACUCCUCAUCAUGCUAUCAUUGAUUUCCAUGGGUGUCUAGUUGAUGGUCGGUCAGAAAAUGUUGGCUCAACCUUCAUCUCCCCAAGGUCCAAGCCAGAGACCCUUCAGUUUACAAUGGAUGCUUUUAAGUUCUCAAGAGAAGCCAGGGAUCAGAUCUAUAUUACAUGUCACCUAAAGGUCAUUGAAGCUGCUGACCUGCCAGAUCUUUCAAACAAAGCUUGUUUCUUCAACAAAUCAAGCCAGCAAUGGUCUCCUGUAGAAGGUACAGAUGAUAUCUGUAGUUGUUGUGAAACUGGUAGCUGUAGGAAAGUCCAUCUUAGAAACAGACUAACCAGAAGUCAUUGGAAGAGAAAUAUGAUGGAUUGGAAAGAUAUUCCUCAAAAAGAAAAUGAAGCUAAUGUGGUAGUUGGACCCCUGGUCAUUUCUGACAUGACAAUGCAACCUAGCAGCAUAGCUAGUCAGGACAAAAUAGCUACAACCAAUUCCCAAGGUGUGGAGAAAGCACCUCAAAAAGUGCUGCUUGCUGCUGGAUCUGUAGUAUUUUUCUAUCUAUCAUGCUACUCUUGUGGGAAGAUAUGA
Dromiciops gliroides (monito del monte) is the source of this 1329-nucleotide messenger RNA. Its product is annotated as zona pellucida sperm-binding protein 3-like. Gene Ontology annotation, biological process: egg coat formation; binding of sperm to zona pellucida; positive regulation of acrosome reaction. The transcript is spliced from 9 exons. Gene Ontology annotation, cellular component: extracellular matrix. The record is from RefSeq and is a predicted model, not a curated record. Gene Ontology annotation, molecular function: acrosin binding. The coding region runs from base 1 to 1329 and encodes 442 amino acids. Lineage: Eukaryota; Metazoa; Chordata; Mammalia; Microbiotheria; Microbiotheriidae.